Molecule: messenger RNA, 2158 nt
Organism: Dermacentor silvarum
Lineage: Eukaryota; Metazoa; Arthropoda; Arachnida; Ixodida; Ixodidae
Gene: Nsun5
Product: 28S rRNA (cytosine-C(5))-methyltransferase
Exons: 5
Coding region: 219-1514 (431 amino acids)
Biological process (GO): rRNA base methylation
Cellular component (GO): nucleolus
Molecular function (GO): methyltransferase activity
Source: RefSeq, a predicted model, not a curated record
UAUUCUAUGAUUUAGACCACGUUUAGACGCUGGCCAUUUUCGCAUAAUCGUGCGGUGUCCGUCGUGUCCGUGCUGUGCAUGUGCGGUCAGUUUCUCGUAUCGUGAAUGAACUGCAGUUAGGAGAUAGAAUAGCGAAAGCUGAAGAUCAAGAAAACUCUUUUAACAGAGGCUAGCACGAAACGCUCCAUUCCAACGUUGCAGGUUUAGUGUUCUGCAGCAUGCCGCGUGCGUGGAAAGGAUUCACUCGCACGCCUCGGCGUUACAAGGAGGCUGCACGCAUCGUCGACGCCCUGAACAACGCAUCCGCAGAGUCUCUUGAGUCUUUGGUGACAAGUUCCCGCCUGCCGAACAAGACCCAGCUGGCGGCACUGGUGAUACAAGUAUCUAAGAAGCUGCCAGUCUUGGAGGCAGUGGUUUCACAGAGCCCACUUCUGGACGAGGGCCUGCCUAAGGCCUUAGCCUUGGUUCUGGUGCAUGAGGCACUGUUCGGGGUGCGGCCUCUCCCUCCAGGGAUGUGUGCCCGUUCUGACCAAGUGCUUGCCUGCCGGCCCCAGCUUGAGAAGGCUCUGGCAGAUGUGUCCAGGAAAGGGAAAGUUCUGCCAGCAUCACUGCCUCGCUACGCUCGUGUCAACACACUACUGCUCCACACGUCUACCGUGAUAAGACAGCUAGAGCAGCAGGGCUUCCAGUGGGUACGUUACCCACGCCGACGUGGACUAGCGUGGUUCUUGGAGCGAGUGCGCCGCCUAGAGCCGCAUGAGUUCCUCAAGGACUUUCACCUACGUGAUUGGCUUGUGUUUGGAACUGGUGCAAAGCUGAACAUGCUGGACCUUGUGGGAAACUUGCAGCUUCUACUGCAGGACAAGGCGUCGGGUAUGGCAGUGAUUGCCUUGGAUCCCCAGCCAGGUGCUGUACUACUGGAUGCUUGUGCAGCCCCAGGCAUGAAGACCUCGUAUGCGGCAGCACUUAUGAAUAACACAGGAAAGAUCUUGGCUGUGGACAGGAGCGGGGAGCGGGUAGAAGCAAUGCAACAGCUGGUGAAAAACGGCGGCUUCAAGUCCAUCUGCUGGGUGCAGGAGACCGACUUCUUGGAGCUUGACCCGCAUACAGAACCUCAGAGUUCUGCUGAGCUUAUCAUGGUAGACCCAUCGUGCUCUGGUACAGGCCUAUGUGACCGACCAGGCCAAGACCUGGACCCUGAAAGUGCUGAGGGCAAAGAGCGGCUGCGGCGGCUCAGCUCUGUGCAGAGCAUGCUGCUGAAACAUGCCCUGCGUUUUCCCCACUGCCGGCGUGUGGUCUAUUCGACCUGCUCGGUGCUCAGACAGGAAAACGAGGAUGUGGUGGCAGAGGCGCUGGCGUGGGCUAAGGGACGUUUUGUGUUGGCCCACGCUUUGCCUGAGCUACCUUUUCGCGGCCUGGGCUCACAGGGCAGCCACUGUGUGCGCCUUGGACCAGACAGUUUGCUCACCAGGGGCUUCUUCCUGGCAGUCUUUGAAAACGCAACCCAAUGUUGAGUUAAGCACGGAUGGUGCCCCAUAGUUGUCACUUGCAUUAUGUAGGAAGGGUGAAAAUUUUGAAUCUUUAAGCUCUUGGCAUGGAGUCAUUAGUUUGUAUCUUUUACCGUCAGGGAUUUACUCCAACUUUUUUUCACUGUAACCAGGAGUGCCACUGGAAUGCAUUUGAUGCAUUUGUGAAAUGCAUUCCUAGACAAACAGGGCUAAGCAUUGUCCAGCCAUUUCUUCAGGUAGUGCAUGACAGCUGCCAUUCAUAAAAAGAAGCACAGAGCUUGAAUAAAUGGCCUCAGGCUGGUUUUCAGCUGUAGUUCUGUUCUUGAAUUUCACAAAUGUUGACUUUUUAUGUAAACGGGGCAACAUCCCUGUGCCUGUGAGUGGGGCAUGCCUGUGUACUGUGUUGCUCCAUUGUCUGUUAUCCAUAUAAGUAGGAAAACUGGCGGCUUCACUGUCAGAAGCAUACUUUUUAAGUGAAUGGGCUGAAAAUUUCACCUUUAAGCUCUUUUUCUUACCUUGUGUGUAGCCUUGCAAGAAUUUUUGCAAUAUGGUUUCAAGAUGACAUCCUUUGUUUUCGUGGUAACACUGGCACCUCGACUGUCGCUAAGCAUAUUUUUGCAUAAAAUAAAAUGAGGAUAUUGUUUUCUGUC